Messenger RNA from Trichechus manatus latirostris (Florida manatee), 2319 nucleotides. It is a transcript of the gene TIGAR, whose product is annotated as TP53 induced glycolysis regulatory phosphatase. NCBI's taxonomy places the organism in Eukaryota, Metazoa, Chordata, Mammalia, Sirenia, Trichechidae. Gene Ontology annotation, biological process: regulation of pentose-phosphate shunt; negative regulation of glycolytic process. The transcript has 6 exons. Bases 827 to 1639 code for a protein of 270 amino acids. Gene Ontology annotation, cellular component: cytosol. The record is from RefSeq and is a predicted model, not a curated record. Gene Ontology annotation, molecular function: fructose-2,6-bisphosphate 2-phosphatase activity.
GCUGUGGAAGCAUGCUUGUCCGUUUUCCCACUCUUGCCUAUUCUGUAAUAUUCUUUGGACUCGGGCAGACAUGGCUGUAGCAGCAUGCUUGUCCGUCUUCCCACUUUUGUCUGUUCUGGGAUAUUUCCUUGGUUCUGGUUCUGGUUGGAUAUGGUUCUGGCAGCAUGUUUGUCUGCUUCCCACUUCUGCCCUUUUCAAUAUAUGCCGAAUAAAACUUUCUUUUUGCUUUACUCAACUUUGUGAUGUUCUUCCCCUACACCACCACGAACCUGACCUUGCGGACCCCACAGCCUCAAUAUUAGCGAGCAAUUCCUGAACCUCAUCGGACUUAAUUUGUCUGGUGUACACCUGUGAAGUAUUCCUCACUCUUACCAGCUAUAAGUGACUACUGGCUGCAUUUGAGUCUAAAGUCCGAUCAACCACAAAUCUGAGAGUUAGCCUCCUUAUCUACACUUAACCUCCGGGUUCCAAGCUUACCGGGGCAGGAACCCUUCCUACUGCAGACUCCCAGGGCGGGCUUCGCACGCACCUGCUACGCGCCAAUCACAGGCCCGCGCGCAGGGGCGCAAGCGCCACAGCCCUGGGCGGGGCCUCAUCUUCUACCAGUCCCCGUUAGUCCUCCGGCCUUCCACUGCCCUGAUUGGCCUUCCGCUGAUAACGUCAGAGGCCGCCUCCGGCCAAGGUGGCGAAACCGGCCGGCAGGUCGGGGUUGGCGGAAGUCGUGUAGGCAAGUGAUCCCGCAGUGCAGAGGGACCGGGAGGUGCGGCGCGCUUGUGCGGGAAUCGGAGGCCGAGCUGUAACUAUUCUCCUUGCAGGCUCCGGGAAGAUGACCCGCUUCGCUCUGACCGUUGUCCGACAUGGAGAAACCAGAUUUAACAAGGAGAAAAUAAUUCAAGGACAAGGAGUAGAUGAGCCUCUUUCAGAAACUGGGUUUAAACAAGCAGCAGCUGCUGGCCUAUUCCUCAAUAAUGUGAAGUUUACGCACGUCUUCUCCAGUGACCUCACGAGGACAAAACAGACCAUGCAUGGGAUUUUGGAGAAAAGUAUGUUUUGCAAAGAUAUGACAGUAAAGUAUGAUUCAAGACUUCGAGAAAGGAAAUACGGGGUUGCAGAAGGCAGGGCGCUGGCUGAGCUAAGGGCAUUGGCCAAAGCAGCUGGAGAGGAAGUUCCCACAUUCACACCACCCGGAGGAGAGACAUUAGACCAGGUGAAAAUGCGUGGAAAAGACUUUUUUGAAUUUCUCUGUCAACUGAUCCUGAAAGAAGCAGAUCAAAAAGAACAGUUUUCUCAAGGAGUACCAGGCCGCUUGCUGGAAACUUCCCUGGCAGAAAUAUUUCCUUUAGGAAAAAACUGUGGAUCUGAAUUUAAUUCACAUGACGGUACCACAGGAUUAGUAGCCAGUGUCUUAGUUGUGAGCCAUGGAGCUUAUAUGAGAAGCCUGUUCAGUUAUUUUCUGACUGACCUUAAGUGUUCCCUACCAGCAACUCUGAGCAAAUCCGAACUUAUGUUAGUCAGCCCCAAUACAGGAAUGAGUCUCUUUAUCAUAAAUUUUGAGGAGGGAAAAGAAGUUAAACCAACAAUUCAGUGCAUUUGCAUGAACCUACAGGAUCAUCUAAAUGGAAUGACUGAAACCCGCUAAGUUUAAUUCUACAGCAGAAUUUAACAGUUUUGAGCCUCUGAGAGAGCGCCUUUGGCUUUAUUUCCACCCCCUGCUAGUGCUGAUUUGCAAAUGGUUAAAAAGCUUUCUAUUAUAGCAAGUUAUAAUGUUCAGAUGGAACCAUAGCCACAUAAAACACUAAUGGAAAACCGUUUAGAAUUGACUUAUUUUGUGUGAGUACAGUUGGCAUUUUCCAGAGUAAUCGUACCACCCUGCUAAGUUACAUUUCUGGAUUGUAAAUGGCUGAAGGAACUCAGUAUUGCAAGACAGAAGAUUAAUAACCAUGUCUGUAAAGUCUAGCCUGUUGUAUUGGCUCUUGGUAAGGUACUGUAUAUUUUUUAUUAUCUCAUCAAGUGCUCGGAAGAAGGAACUGUUUACUCUGUAAUUUCUUCUUCAAAUUUAUAGUGACAAUACGUUCUUCAUAUUUAUAGUGACAAUACGUUAUAUAUUUAAAAAAUUCUGUCCUUUAAAUGAAAAAUUCUUACAUCAUAAGCUUAUGUAAAAUAAAAUGACACUAAAAUAUUUUAUAUAAAAAUCAACCAUUGGAAUUUUUUUAUGCUAGAAGGAUUGAAAUGUGGAUGAAUUUGCAGAUUAUGAUUACAGAAUGGUCUGGUGAGGAACAGAAAUGAAGGUAUCAUUUGAUUAAAAAAAAAAAAAAAAAG